AUGCUCAUCGGAAGAUGGGUUCUGUUUCUGUUGGCAACCAAAUACAAGGAUGUACAUAAUGCAAUCCAGAGAAUAAAGAAUUCGAAUGAUGGAACGGUAUGGAUUGAUGUUGAAAAUGUCCGAGGGAAGUCUGGAUUUGAAAUGGACCAUCAUGAGGUGUUGAACAAGACAAGUCGUUGGACAAAGCAUCAUGGACUUGAAGGAAAAGUCAUCGCAGUAGUUGAUCAUGGAUCAGAAACGACUGCAGUCUAUCUCAAUGAUCUUGAUAUAGCUGUAACAUUCUCGGGCCGAGAGAAGGCAGAUGACGUUAUUGCAAAUGCUGUUGGUCGUUUUGACGCAUCCAUUGUGGUGACGGCAGAUGGAGGCUUGCGAUCACGAUGCACGAGGGCGGGUGGGAAGAAUGUGAUCAACAUUGAUCCAGUACGAUUCAUCGAUGAUUUGGAAGCUACGUCCGAAGGAGAUUUGCCACACGAGAUGCAGAAUACAGAGCAAGAUUCUCCUGGAACAAGGAGUGAUAUGGAAAGAAGGAUGGAGGAGGAGAUCAAAAUCCGAGCGCAGCUGUUGGAUGCAGAAAUACAGUUAGGGAAGAAAAAGAAGGCAACGAACAAGAGAAAAAAGAAAUUGCAAGCGAAGAUUGCUAAUCUGCGAACGAGACUUGCGUCAAGAGGCAAAUCGCUGUUGCAUGAGAUGACUGACGUUUCCAUGAGCGAGACAGCUGAUCCAAUGGAGCAAGAGAAGCUGCUCGCACGGUGGCAAGAGCUACGACAAAAGUUUUCCCGUCGGGAACAAACAGGAGACAGAAUUAUAUUAGCAGAAUGGCUUCGACGCCAAUUGGUGACGUCGUCCGCUGCUUCAACAGAGUUUGCUGAAGCAGAACUAUCCCCUGCAAGGGCUUUUGUGAGGCACCUCAAUCAGGGCGAUCUGUCCAUAUCCCUUCAGAAUGAGGCUGAGAGCGAAGCUUCGAGUAAUCUUUCAAGCCAGCCGGGAGUUUCGACGUUUGAAUUGUUGAGCCAACAAAAAGACGACUAUGUCAAUCAGGACGAAGUCAAAAUGACGGUGGUUUCGGAUACGCAUGGCUUUGAAAGCCAGCUCACGAAUGACGGAACAGCAUCCACUCUUCUACCAGAAACCGACCUCCUCCUUCACCUUGGCGAUUUCGCUGUCGAUUCGUACAAGUCCAAAGAGAGAGGAUUGGAAGACUUUGACAAAUGGCUUGCUAUGCAACCACACAAGUACAAGAUUGUGGUUCGGGGAAACCAUGAUCCAUUGAAAUAUGACUUCCCUAUUUCAGGGGCUUGGUACAUAACAGAGCCGUGCACCGCAACAAUUGAGAAUCUGACGUUGGGUUUUGUUCCAUACGCCCCGGCGCGAAAGCUUGCAGCUUCUGGAAAGCUCCCGAAAGAAUGCGAUGUCUUUGUGUCGCAUAUUCCACCUUUCAAAGUGCUGGACAGAACACUCACCAAACAAAACGUUGGUAGUUCGUUCUUGUCAAAAGUUGUUCGUUCCAUGAAGGGAAAAGCUACUCCACGACUUUGGCUUUGUGGACACAUCCAUGAGGCCAGAGGCCAAAUGAAGCAAAAAUUUGGGGACUCUGUGAUAACAACUGUUGUGAAUGCUGCAAAUGCCAAUUCGGGGAGAGCUACCGGUGUAGUGCAUGGGCCCAUUACUAUUUGUAUUAAUACUACUGACUCUACUGAGAUCGGCAUUAAGGGGCUUGGAGAAAGGCAUAGGGGUCAGUUGGAGCCUAUACCUUCCCACUUUCAAAAUGACCAGCAGCGUGAAAAUGAGUUGCUGUUGGCUGUGGAUCUGGGACUGAAAACUGGGUUUGCUCUUUUCAACAAGCAAGGGCAACUACUGCGGUACGAACAACAUCUUUUCCACAAAGACAAAUUAGAUGAAGAAAUCAAGACCAUAGUAGACGGCUGGGAAUCUGAUAUGCAGGCAAUCGAAGCAAUCGGCAGUGAAGAACCUUUGACCGUUACAAAAAUUGCGGUAGAAGGAGGGGACAUUGCUAUCUUGAACGCAUGGGAAUCGGCAACCAAGGACGUCUCGAUAACUCGGAUAUCGCCUGAAGAAUGGCGUUUUCAUCUAUUGAGCGAGAAAGAGCGGACCUCUGGUGCGACAUCCAAAGCUGCAGCCAGGCUGAUAGCUCGUCAGGUGGUCAGUGAUUUUGGUAUCAUGGGCAAUCACCAAGGAAAGUUCAAGACGGAUGUAGCUGAAGCUGUUGUGCUGGGUUUCUAUGUAUGCAAAAAGCUUGGCUGGGUAACUCGGGAUCCAGUCGUUCGUCGAUAUACAAACGGAAAUGUUGUUGUACCAAGAUAA
Cylindrotheca closterium is the source of this 2322-nucleotide messenger RNA. The record is from the annotation of a GenBank genome assembly. NCBI's taxonomy places the organism in Eukaryota, Bacillariophyta, Bacillariophyceae, Bacillariales, Bacillariaceae.